This is a messenger RNA of Symbiodinium natans, 1371 nucleotides long. Lineage: Eukaryota; Dinophyceae; Suessiales; Symbiodiniaceae. The record is from the annotation of a GenBank genome assembly.
AUGGUUUUGCAUUUCGUCCUCACAGCCUGGACAGUUUCGAUAGUUUCGGUGCUGGGCCAGGUUCAAAGCCGCGAGGAUGCUUUGCUCUGUGCAGCUGAGCCCUGGGGGCGUUACUCCGCAAGUGGCGGCCUGUACACUGCCAGUGGCGUGCAGUACAUUUAUAGCUUUGGGGGAGAUACGAGAAGCCACGGGGACGAGCGUGGAGGCGUGGUCAGCACCAACUGGCGAUUUCGGCUGGGUGGAAAUGGAACAAAGUGUUGGGAGCGAGUUGCAGACAGCCCUGCUGCCGUGGGCUACCGCAGCACAGCUACAGCGCUGAAUGACCAUGUCUACCUCUUUGGCGGCGGCGACACCAGCUUUGCUGCCACGGGCCAUUUCUGGCGGUACUCGCUGCUUGGCGACAGCUGGGAAGAGAUGCUUCCUUCGCAGGUUGUGGGCCCUUGGCCUUCAGCACGCUACAAGCACGCCACGGUUAAGAUCUCAGAGACACGCAUGCUGCUUCUGGGUGGUCGGAGGGACGCCACUGUCUUGUCUGAUGCAUGGUUGUUUGACCUUGAUCAGAUGGCCUGGUCGUUGGUAGGCGACAGCAUCUUGCAGGUUUAUCGCCAUGGCAUGGCCUAUGAUCCACUUCGGCAGGUCGUGUGGAUCCAUGGCGGCCUCGAUGGGAAUAGGCAGCGCUACGGCACGCAGCUGUGGCGCUGGAACAUUUCAACGUUCGACUCGUCGCACCUUGAGCUUGCUGAGCUUGUUCCGACGACGGGCCCCGGGCCCAGCCGUUUGGCAUCACAUGCCGCUGAGUACAUCCCAGAGCUCGACGCUUUGCUUUUUUGGGGUGGCACAUGCUCCGAUGACGCCCAGCUGUACCUCUACGAUAUUGCAAGAAGUGCUUGGUGUGCAGUUUAUGCCGGAAACCGCCCUGACCGGCGAGAUGCCAUGAUUUGGGCAUUGGAUUACCCCAGAUUCUACGUGGCCCAAGGGGAUCUGAUUUGCCACAACUUCGGAAUCUAUCCCAUCGUUGAUGUGCAUGUCUUCGACUUUGCAGCUCCUUGGGCGGGCUGGCAGAUGCUGUACGAGCCACGGAAUGAGCGUGGCACCGGUGCUGAGGCAUAUUGUGACGGCACCAACAGGGGAUCUUGUCAGCCACAGCCGUUGCUUGCAGAGAGAGGAACUCGCAUCAGCCAGCCCGCUGGAUGUGAGAGCGGCUUCAUGGAUUCCAUCUCGACCUGGGCGAACACAUCAACAACAACAACUGUAGCGGACGAGGUUUCAAGUACAUCCAGUCCAGCUUUGUCCCGAGCUUCGGCAAACGCCGGCAGAGCCGCCGUCGUGUCUGCUUGGGUACUUUCGGCUACAGCUCCGCUUUCGCAAUAG